This is a messenger RNA of Cyclospora cayetanensis, 936 nucleotides long. Its product is annotated as probable cytochrome c-type heme lyase. Gene Ontology annotation, cellular component: mitochondrion. The record is from RefSeq and is a predicted model, not a curated record. Gene Ontology annotation, molecular function: holocytochrome-c synthase activity. Bases 1 to 936 code for a protein of 311 amino acids. The transcript has 4 exons. Gene Ontology annotation, biological process: cytochrome c-heme linkage. NCBI's taxonomy places the organism in Eukaryota, Apicomplexa, Conoidasida, Eucoccidiorida, Eimeriidae.
AUGCCAGCUGCAGCGGAGCCGAGGCGAUUUUUCUUAUCCGGAGACUGUCUUUUUUCCUUACGGCGAGCGACAGCAGGCAGAUCAAAGGGCUUGGGGGCAGACGAGGCAGCACCAUAUAGACCGCACACGACCGAACAGACAGAGACAGACGAGUUUUUUUCUCACAAGCGCCUGUCGUAUCCUAUUCUGAGAACCAUGCCCGAAUGCCCUUUGACAUCUGAGAUGAGGCUCUCUGGCUGUCCACUCGCACGGGGUACAGACAGCGAGUCUGGGGAAGCAGAACGAGAAUGGGGAGCUGCUGCUUCUAGCAACAUCCAGGUGCCUCCAGGCCUCUCUACUGAGCGGGCUUCUUCUUCAAUCCCCUCGAAGGAGGGGCACUGGAAAUAUCCCUCUGAAAAGCAAUUCUACACGGCAACCCUAAGGAAGGGCCACGCAGUUGGGGCAGGGAGCAUGCCCGCAGUGGUAGCGAUACACAAUGCAGUGAAUGAGGAAACGUGGCGUCAGAUCAAAGAAUGGGAAGCGCUGCAUGGAGACACUUGCGCAGCCUCGAAGCUGAUCCGGUUCGUAGGGAGGCCGAGCGAGCUGAGCCUCAAGGCCAGGCUGAGGCACUGGGGAGGAUUUGAGCGGCCCUUUGAUAGGCAUGAUUGGCUUGUCGACAGAUGUGGGAAGAACAUAAGGUAUAUCAUUGACUAUUACGAUGGGAAAGGCGAAGGAGACAAGGUGUCGAUUUGUGUUGACGUUCGGCCCGACUUGUCUUCUUUCUGUAACGCGUGGGACAGAGUUCGGAUGUUUUUUUUAAGCAAACAAAAGUUGGAAUACCGAGUGCGCGACAAGGAAUGGACAAAGAAAAAGCGUGAUUUCACGCACAAAUACGGAGAAAAAUCGAUGAGAAGGAACAAAAAGGGCGGAGCGGAAAAGGCUAAAAGACAAAAUUGA